AAAACACAUACGGCCUUUUCCAAGAACCAAGCACGUCCUCUUCCCAGAACCAAAUUUGAGAAUCACCGUCUGCCAGUUCUCUUCCUCUCUCUCAGAUCGGCGUUUUGGACGGAGUCACUGAGCUCGGCCGCUACCCACUUUUCGGCGUUGAACCAGCUCUGAAUGUGUACACAAAUUUGAAUGCUCAGCACACAACGUACUGCUUGGAGGAUCUGUCAUCGACUUUGGGUGACCACAUCAUUUCUCUUUUCUUCCUGAAGGUGUGUAUUGCUUGCUACUAAUAUUCACUCAUCAUCUUGUGGAAUGAAAGCCUCGCCCCUCCUUAGGCUAUUUGUUGGACUCAUUUUGCCUCUGAAGUACCCUCAGUGCUAAAGUCUGAUCUAUCUUCAUUUUCCUAUUCUCUCUUAUCUCCAUCUUUGCUUUUCUUAUCUCUCGUUGAUACAAUAGUUAUUUGGUUGCUUUUCUACUUGCACAAAAAUCCAAAAAACCAAAAAAAAAAAAAAAAAAAAAAACACUUGAACAAAAAUGGCGGAGAGUAUCGCUAUUUCAAUUGCAGCGAAAAUAGCAGAGUACACUGUUAAACCUAUUGGACGGUGGCUAUGCUAUUCAUGUCACUACAACAGCAACAUAGAGAAUUUGAAGAAACAGAAAGAGAAGCUGCAAGAUGCUCGUGAAAGCGUGCAACAUUCAGUUCUUGCUGCCUCAAGAAAUGGUGAGAAAAUUUAUUCUGAUGUUAGCAAGUGGUUGACAAAUGUAGAUCGUAUUACAGAAUUGGCCACCGAGAAACUUCGUGAAAGCGAAGAAGAAGCAGGUACGAGGAGCUCUAAUGCGGCAUGCCUAAACUUGAAACAACGGCAUCAAUUAAGUCGGGAAGCAAAGAAGAUGGUGGGUGAUAUUGCCGAACUUUUUGCCGAACUUCAUAACAAUGGAAACUUUGAAAAAGUUUCGCAUCCUACUCUUCCUUCAGAAGCAAUGGUGAUGACUACAACAGAUAUGGAUUACAUGGCCAUGGAUUCGAGAAUGACAGCGGUGAAGGGGAUUAUGGAGGCAUUGGGAAAUACUGAUAUCGACAAGAUCGGGGUGUGGGGGAUGCCUGGAGUUGGAAAGAGUACUCUGAUGAAAGAAAUUGCCAGACAAGCCAGGGAAGAAAAGUUAUUCGAUGAGGUGGUUAUGGCAGUUGUGACAGACAACCCAGAUGUAAGGCGAAUUCAAGGAAAGAUUGCAUGCACGCUAGGUCUAAAUUUUGAUCAAGAAUUUGAAGAAGGGAGAGCAAAUCAGCUGAAACAGAGGCUAUCAAAGGACAAGAAGAUACUUGUUAUCCUGGAUGAUAUAUGGAAAGAACUUGAUUUACAGGAAAUAGGAAUUCCUUCCGAAGGAUGCAAAGUAGUAAUGACAUCCAGAGAUCGUGAUGUAUUAAUUUGUAAAAUGGGUGCCCGAAAAGAGAUUGAACUUAAAAUUUUACAGGAAGCAGAAGCAUGUAACUUAAUUGAGAAGAUGGCGGGUGAUUCUUUCAAAGAUCAGCCUGAAGUGAGAGCCAUUGCAACUGAGAUAGCUAAAAAGUGUACAGGUCUUCCUAUUGCACUUGUAACAGUUUCAAAGGCAUUAAAAAAUAAGAGAUUAAGUGAAUGGAAGGAUACCUUGCGCCGACUAAAAAGCCCGGCUCCCGAACACAUCACAGAGAUGUUGAAAACCAUAUAUACUCCCAUAGAGGUGAGUUAUGACAGUCUUGAAUCUCAGGAGCUAAAAUCCCUCUUUUUGCUUUGUGCUCAAUUGCCUUACUUCCUUGACUAUCGCGACUUGUUGAAGUACUCUUAUGGUUAUGGUUUAUGUCAUGGCAUUAAUACAUUAGAAGAUGCCAGAGACACGCUAGAUACACUACUUCGUAAACUAAAAGACUCUUGUCUACUGCUAGAAAGUUCCGAGGAAUUUUACAUGCAUGAUCUCGUUCGUGAUGUUGCUAUAAUAAUUGCGUCAAAGAAUCAUAAUAUGUUUGUCAUGAGAGAUGAUGGUGGGCAAAAAGCAUGGCCAGAUGUGGAUGCACUAAAUAGAUGUGAGGCGCUCUCUAUUCAUGGUGAAGAAAUCCAUGAACAUCCCAAUAAAAUGGAAUGUCCUAAAUUAAGAUUCUUUCAUGUCAACUGUAAAGACUCACGUAAUUUGAAAAUCUCGGACAUUUUCUUCCAAGGGAUGGACAAGCUCGAAGUUUUGAGUUUGAGAAGAAUGCGACUUUCAUCACUUUUUCCACUUACAAACCUACAAACAUUGUGUCUAGAUGGAUGUGGGUUGGGAGAUAUUCAUUGGAUUGGAGAACUCAAGACUUUAGUAAUUCUUAGUCUUGCUUAUUCUGCCAUUUCAAAUUUGCCAAGAGAAAUAGAGUCGUUGACUCGUUUGCGGUUAUUGGAUUUGACCCGUUGUUAUAAACUUAGAGUGAUUGCUCCUAAUGUCUUGUCAAGCUUGGUCAACUUAGAAGAGUUGUAUAUGCAAGGAAUCAAAGUCCAAUGGGAGGUUGAAGGACCCGGCAAUGAAGGAAAAAAUGCUAGCCUUGCAGAGUUAAAGAAAUUGUCACAAUUGACCACCUUAGAGAUAGAUAUUCCGAAUGCCAACAAUCUACCGGCAAAUUUGUUUCAUGAAAAGCUUAAGAGAUACAAGAUAUGCAUUGGAGAUGAAAUCUACAAUCUGGUUUUUACGAGGGAGGCAGCCUUCUCAAGAGUUUUAAAACUCAAUCUGAAUAUGAGCUUCCAAUUGGACUUUGGGAUCAAAAUGCUACUGAAGGGGACAGAGUAUCUUUCCUUAGACGAGGCGAAUAGAACUAAGAGUAGAACUAAGAGUGUCUUAUAUGAAGUAGAUAGAGAAGAUUUUCAACAAUUGAAGCAUCUCCAUAUCCAAAACAAUGGUAAUAUUAAGCAUAGCCCUGAGUUGGGGACAUCGGAUGUUGCCUUUCCUACCUUGGAGGCAUUUGUUUUGAAAAAUAUGUUCAACUUGGAAGAAAUUUGUCAGGGCAAACUUCCAUUGUCAUCCUUCAAAAACUUGAAAGUUUUAAAGGUGGAGAACUGUGAUAAAUUAAGAUUUAUCUUCUCAUCAUCUAUAGCAAGAGGCCUUUCACUACUUGAAGAAUUGAACAUAACAAGAUGCAACAACAUUGGUGCAAUAUUCGUGAAAGAAGAAGAAGACGGAAUAGAAGAUCAGGGAGAUAUGAUGUUGUUCGGUCGACUUCAAACCUUGCUGCUAAAUGAUCUUCCAAAGCUCGUGGGCUUCCUAAGCACAAAAGAUUCAUUCAUGGCUGAUUGUAGAGAAACCAAUUCAGAGGGCAACCAUGAUCUUCAGUUGCCACUUCUACAUCAUGAUCAGGUUUCCUUUCCUAGCUUGCAAACACUGCGUAUGAAGGGUCUGCCCAAAAUAAAGCACGUAUGGAGCUGUGGUCAAGAACCCAAAACUGUUUUCACAGGUCUCGAGCAAUUGAAAAUACUUGAGAUUAGCAAUUGUGGGGUGGAGGAAAUUGUUGCAGUUGAAAGAGGAGGAGGAGAAGUAGUAGCAAUUAGGACUUUGGUGUUCCCUCGAGUAAGUACUUUGACGUUUAGAAAUUUACCGAGACUCAAGUGGUUUUGCAAAGGAGUUCAUGUUUCAAAAUGGCCGAUGCUGAAAGAGAUGGAAAUUGAAGGAUGCGAGAAAGUGAAGAUAUUUGCUUCAGAAGUUGUGAGCUUUCAACAAACAGUUAAAGAUCAAAGGCAGUAUGAGAUGUCCAAUAUUAAACAACCCCUUUUCUUGGUGGAUGAGCUCUCGUUUCCAAGCUUGAAGAUGUUGCACAUUCGGGAGAUGGAUAAGUUGGAAAUUAUAUGGCAGGAUCAAGUCACCGCGACUUCUUUUCCCAAUAUUCAAGAAUUGACAAUUUUUGGUUGUGACAAGUUGUUGCACGUCUUUCAAUCUAAUUUGCAUACAACAACAACAACAUUGAUGCAAAGUCUGACUCGUCUAGAUAUAAGCUUCUGCAGUUCAUUAGAAACUAUAUUUGGAAAUAUGGAGGGGCAAAAUGGUAAAGAACCACAAGUUUUAAUAGCUCCAAGUUCAGGUAUGGAAGAAAGUGUAGCGAGAGAAGACGGAAUAGCCAGACAUAUUGAGUUCCCCGUACUAACUCAAUUGUUACUCUAUGAAUUGCCAAAACUCAAGUGGAUUUUUGAAGGAGUGCAUACUAAUUGGGAAUCAUGGCCUUCAUUGAAAGAAUUAUGCCUAAGGAAAUGUGGUGAACAAGUGAACAAAAUGAUUUGGGCUUCAAAAUUUGCAAGCAGCAGUAGUAGUGAAGAGAACCAACUCCUGACUUGCAUUCAACAACCCAUGUUCGUCGUUGAGGAGGGUACGUUCCCCAACUUGGAGGAUUUGUCAUUGUUCUUCAGUGGAACCAUAUGUCCUAGCAGAUUUUCAGAUUUUCCUGAUCCAUCUUUUCUUCUAACAAGACUGCCAAAUCUGUUGAAACUUAACGUAUACGAUAGUGUCUGUGAGGAAAUAUUCCCUUAUGAACUUGUUGAUCGAGAAAUACGAUUAAGACGACUAACUCUCUGUCGUCUAUGUAUGGUUACACAUUUGUGGAAAGAAGACAAUACCAAGCCAUGCCCACUUUUUCAUAAUCUGGAAUACCUUGAUGUGUCACGAUGCAGCAAAUUGAAAAACAUAGUGCCAUCAUCGGUAUCUCUUCACAAUUUGACAGGAUUGAAAAUAUCAGAUUGUCACGGAUUGAUCAAUUUAUUAACAUCCUCAACUGCCAAAACUCUGGUGCAACUCAAAAGAAUGACUGUGAUUGAUUGCAAAAGGAUUACAGAAAUUGUAGCAAUGGAGGAUGUUGGUGAAGCAAAUGUGGCGAUUACUUUCAACAAGUUAAGAUGCUUAGAACUUCGUCGCUUGCCAAACCUCACACACUUUUGCUCUGGACCUUAUUCCUUUGGGUUCCCAUCUUUGGAUGAAGUAAUUGUGAGAUGUUGUCCUGAGAUGAAAACUUUCAGUCACGGAGUCUUAAGUACACCAAAGCUAAAAGGAGUAUCUGAUGAUUACAUGAGUUUUUUUUCGAAACCGAAUUUGUAUUGGGAGGAUGACCUGAAUACCACCACACGUUGUCUUUGGGAGAAGUCAAAUCAAUAUGAUACUGGAUUGUUAUUCAGAGAAAGGGUUGAGAAUUCUGAAGAAGAUGAAGAUCAUCCUUAAUGUGCAUGCAGCAGCUGGAUUAACGUAGCUUUUCAAUGCAGAAUUUGUGGAUCCAAUGGUGAUGUUUCUUUCUUUUGAUGAAGUCAGUGGGGGCAGAGGACCCUUCAUUCCCGUUAAUGUUUAAUUAUGGUUUGCUUGUUUUAUUUUGUCUUCUUUAUUUUUAAAUCUCUCUUAUAUGUACGAGAGAAUCCAAAAAUUAAAAAAAAAAGAAAAGUUUGACAAUGUAUUGAUUUGAUAUAACUCCUCAUGAAGUAAUGUAGUUAACAACUCUGAUGUUGCCAACAAAUAAACUUGAAUUAUAAUCUUUUGAUUAUAAUUUGACCA
This is a messenger RNA of Carya illinoinensis, 5511 nucleotides long. Its product is annotated as disease resistance protein At4g27190-like. Lineage: Eukaryota; Viridiplantae; Streptophyta; Magnoliopsida; Fagales; Juglandaceae. The coding region runs from base 526 to 5187 and encodes 1553 amino acids. The record is from RefSeq and is a predicted model, not a curated record. Gene Ontology annotation, molecular function: ADP binding; ATP hydrolysis activity. The transcript is spliced from 7 exons.